Messenger RNA from Trypanosoma theileri, 762 nucleotides. Its product is annotated as putative tRNA (guanine-N(7)-)-methyltransferase, putative,methyltransferase. The transcript has a single exon. Gene Ontology annotation, cellular component: tRNA methyltransferase complex. The record is from RefSeq and is a predicted model, not a curated record. Gene Ontology annotation, biological process: tRNA methylation; RNA (guanine-N7)-methylation. Gene Ontology annotation, molecular function: tRNA (guanine(46)-N7)-methyltransferase activity. The coding region runs from base 1 to 762 and encodes 253 amino acids. Lineage: Eukaryota; Euglenozoa; Kinetoplastea; Trypanosomatida; Trypanosomatidae.
AUGGCGACUGCUGUGCAACCCAAAUGGACGCGCCUGCCAAUUCGCACGCGUCCUCAUCGAAAUCCGUUGGCAGAAAACAGUGAUGACCAUCCAGAUAACCCAGCAGAGAUGCAGGCACGAUGUGUGGAGUUUUAUCCAAAAAUGAGUAAUCCCGUUGUGGAGAUUGUAGAUGUGGGAUGUGCAUUUGGUGGGAUGCUUUUUUCGCUUUCACAGGAAUUUCCUGAUGUCUGCAUGUUGGGACUUGAAAUUCGACCCAAAGUUGUUGACUUUGCCCAAAAGAAAACACUAAGUUACCGUGAGGGAGUCUUUGAUACCACUCCUUCCUCUUCCUCUUCCACUUCCUCUGAUAAACCUCAUCACUUCCGGAACUUGUGGUUUGAACAGAUGAAUGUGAUGAAGUUUGGUUCAAACUGUUUUCGUAAGGGUCAACUGCGAGCACUCUUCUUUUGUUAUCCAGAUCCUCAUUGGAAGCGAAAGAAUAUUCGUCGUCGCAUCAUUUCACCAGGACUUGUGCAGGAGUAUGCGUAUUGGCUAAAAGUUGGGGGUUUACUCUUUACAGUAUCCGAUGUGGAGGAGUUGGAGCAGUGGAUGGUCUCCUGUCUCGACGACUGCCCGCUCUUCCGGCGAUUGAGUGAUGCGGAGCUGCAGAAUAAUAUGGAGACCAUGAGAGUUCUCCGUCUCGCCACAGACAGCAGUGAAGAUGCGCAGAGAACGGCAAGAAAAGGUUUACAGAAACAUUAUGCCGUACAUGUUCGUGUAUGA